AUGUCGAGAAACAAGUGUUCUACGUUAUCAGAUGGAAUUGGUCGCGAAGCCGGUCGUCCCAACGCCGUUGAAAACCCGACAGACGGGUUAGGCACCGGUCCAUCAACCAGUGGCGUCGGUGGCAUCGUCGAUAUGAGACGCGGCCGUCGAUCGUCUCGAGGUCGCAGAUCAAGACGUAGGUCCAGUAGCCGCAGACGAAGGGGACGGUCAUCCAGGAGGUCACGGUCAGGGCGGAGACGGGUGGGUGGUGACGAAGACGAGCAGGACAGCGAUUCGGAUUAUACCGGCCAGGAACAGGCCGAAUACGACGACAGCGAAGAAACCCGCGACGCAUCUGGCCGUCGGAGAAGGGGUAGGAGGAGUAGAAGCCGGAAGGGCAGACGGUCGUCGUCAAGGAGUAGAAGCCAUCGGAGGAGUAGUCGGCGGCGUCGCCGUCCCCUGAGCGUUGCGGACGAAGAUGAUAUGAGCGUGAUCGUACAAAGGCAAAAUCUCGGGGGUUUGCCGUCCACCCCGUCGAAUUCACGGAAGCCACGAGGGGCCGUCGUCGUCGCAUCGGCAGCCGGAGGAAAAGAAGGUAGGCGGCGAACGCGUCCAUAG
This is a messenger RNA of Macrosiphum euphorbiae (potato aphid), 597 nucleotides long. NCBI's taxonomy places the organism in Eukaryota, Metazoa, Arthropoda, Insecta, Hemiptera, Aphididae. The record is from the annotation of a GenBank genome assembly.